AUGAAGCGCUCCUCUAUCGCCGGGUGUGCGUUACUGCUGGCACCACCUCUCGCCGCCUCCUUCAGCCUUCCCGAUAACGUAGCGUCCCUCGUUGACACAUCCGUCGACCCCUGCGACGAUUUCUACCAGUUUUCAUGCGGUGGUUGGCUCGCAAAGCACGAAAUCGAAGCAGACAAGUCCAUCGUAGAGUACUCGUUCGAUAUGGCUCAAGACGGCAUGGACGAGACCAUUUUACAAGCAAUCGCCAAUGACUCGACGUCGUUAACGGGGGCUCUCUUCGCUUCUUGCAUGGACAUGGACGCACGCAAUGCGCUUGGAGCAAAGCCUCUACAGAGCGGACUGGAGAGCAUAGUGAAGGCGCAGACCAAGCAAGAACUCUUCCGAGUGGCAGGGCAACUCGCACGUACAGGCGCAGAUUUUAUCACGAACCUGCAUCCAGCCUCGAGUCUACAGAACUCCAGUCGCAACAUCCUGUGGGUGUCUCAUGCAGAGCUGACCUUGGACGACGAAUACUACGAGAACCCUCAAGUGCUCACGUAUGUCGAGACAAACCUGUCGGAUUACGCGUCUACGAUACUCAAUCUGACGGGGUUUCAACUGGAAUCAAGUGAGUACGACGACUACGGAGAUGUGGUGCUGAGUGUGGAGAAGCAGUUAAUCGAGUUGCAGAACUACGCCGAGCUGGAUCCCGUGAGUGUCGACAUGUACUAUUUGUUCGCUUAUAAAGACGCUGCAGAAUACUAUCCGCUCGUGUUUGGAGCGUACGCAGAAGGCAUGCAGCUGCUGGACGAUGCUCCGGAACUAACCGAAGACUCGGAAGUCGCUUUACUCAGUAUUUCGUACUUUGAAAAAGCUGAAGAGUUGGCCUCGUUGCUCUCGUUAGACGCACUCAAAGUGUAUGUGGCCUUCGCGUACAUCAACAACUUUGCCACGUUCUUAAGUGACUCGUUCGUGGAAGCCCACGUCAAGUUCUUCCGUGGGGUGAUGCUCGGCGCUGAGGCUUCGUUGUCUCUGGAGAGGAUUUGUGUGGCACAUGUAGUUGAUCUGCUUCCUGCACACGCAGGUGCUGCGUAUGUGGCUCAUCGAGACGACAUCAAGACAACUGGAGACACUUUUAUCGCCAUGCUGGAGGAGAUCCUGGAUGCGAUGGCUCACAAUAUCAAGACACUGGACUGGCUGGACGAGCAGACGCGAACCAGUGCCUUGUCGAAGCUCGACACACUCGAUGUCAUGUAUGUGGCGCCUGACGAUGCACAGCUGCAGAAAGAAGCUGAAGGUCUGGCCAAGUUAAACCCCACCGCCUUUUUCGACAAUGUCGAUCUGAUCUACACAGCUCAGUAUGUAGCUCUCACGUGGGCCAUUGGAGCUGAUAUAGAUCGUAGGGAAUGGGGGAUGAGUGCUGCAUCCGUCAACGCGUACUACACGCCCUACACGAACCAGAUCGUGUUCCCCGCAGGCAUAAUGGAGCAGCCAUUCUUCGACCCAAGAAACACCGCAGCUCAGAUCUUUGGCUCGUUAGGUGUAGUCGCGGGACAUGAAAUCACCCACGGGUUCGACACGAUGGGCUCCAAAUUCGACGCCAAAGGCAACUGGAACUCGUGGUGGACUGAAACUACGAUCACAGAGUUUAAGACCCGUGCGCAGUGUCUAGUCGACCAGUACAGUUCGUUCUACACGGAAGCUGAGGACGGAGUGCAGCUGAUUCCUGUGGACGGUAUGAAAACACUUGGAGAAAAUAUCGCUGAUAACGGCGGUUUACAUGUGGCCUUCAACGCCUAUAGAAACCGCGUGUCAGCCUCAAGCAACGAUGGCAACAGUACAGACGACGACCAGCUCUUCUUUGUGUCGUAUGCGCAGACCUGGUGCGGCAAAGAACGCGACGAGAUGGCGGUAGACUCGUUCAUUACGAACGUGCACGCAGUCGGCGACGUGCGUGUGAAUGGCGCCGCGAUGAACAGCGCCGCGUUUGCUGCAGCCUUCAACUGCCCCGCCAAUGCCACAAUGAACCCAAGCAACAAGUGCGUUGUGUGGUAG
Molecule: messenger RNA, 2034 nt
Organism: Phytophthora infestans T30-4
Lineage: Eukaryota; Oomycota; Peronosporomycetes; Peronosporales; Peronosporaceae
Product: metalloprotease family M13, putative
Exons: 1
Coding region: 1-2034 (677 amino acids)
Biological process (GO): protein processing
Cellular component (GO): plasma membrane
Molecular function (GO): metalloendopeptidase activity
Source: RefSeq, a predicted model, not a curated record